GCGCUACCCAUCGAGCCACUCUACGGGUUCUCUAUUUUGCAUCAUCUCUUCAGAUCUGUGCUUCUAAAUCUCAGAUCCUGUGCGAAUUCCAGAAUUUCCGUCUGCUUUACAAGAUGGUUGUACUUGCUGCAUCCAUUGUGAGCAAAUCUGGGAAAGUUCUGGUAUCGAGACAGUUUGUAGAUAUGCCUCGUUCAAGAAUUGAGGGUCUUCUUGCAGCCUUUCCCAAGUUAGUAGGCACUGGAAAACAGCACACCUAUGUUGAGACUGAGAGUGUACGCUAUGUUUACCAGCCAAUAGAAAUACUGUACCUGCUUCUUGUGACAAACAAGCAGAGCAACAUACUGGAGGAUUUGGAGACUCUAAGACUUCUCUCCAAGCUUGUGCCUGAAUAUUCUUAUUCCCUUGAUGAAGAGGGCAUCUGCAAGAAUGCAUUUGAGCUGAUUUUUGCAUUUGAUGAAGUCAUCUCUCUUGGGCACAAGGAAAACGUGACAGUCGCACAAGUUAAGCAAUACUGUGAAAUGGAGAGUCAUGAGGAGAAAUUGCACAAGCUUGUUCUGCAGAGUAAGAUAAAUGAAACCAAGGAUGUUAUGAAGCGGAAAGCUAGUGAGAUUGAUAAGAGCAAGAUUGAAAAGAACAGAGGUGAAAAAGGUGGAUUCAUGUCUUUGCAGUCGAUGGGCUCAGGAAGAAUUGAAAGUAGCUUUAAUGAUUUGAGCAUAUCUAGCAGUGGAUCUGGUUUUGGAAGUGGCUCUGGUUUUGGGCUCAGCACUGACAUUGAUUCAUUUUCUACCAAAUCAAAAGGUCAACCACCAGCAUCUGCUACUGCGCCACCUAAAGGUUCUGGCAUGCAGCUUGGUAAAUCUCAGAGGACAAACCAGUUUUUGGAAUCAUUGAAAGCAGAAGGUGAAGUCAUUCUUGAAGAUGUUCAGCCAAAACUUGGCCAGUCUAGACCAGCUGCCCCACUGGCUACUGAUCCUGUAACUUUAACUGUCGAGGAGAAACUUAAUGUGACACUGAAACGAGACGGUGGAGUGAGUAAUUUCGAUGUCCAGGGCACAUUGUCUCUUCAAAUCCUUAACCAGGAGGAUGGUUUUAUUCAAGUUCAGAUUAAAACUGGGGGCAAUCCAGGCAUCCUUUUCAAAACGCACCCUAAUGUGAAUAAAGAAUUAUUUUCCUCUGAAAAUAUACUAGGUCUAAAGGAUCCCAAUAGGCCUUUCCCUACGGGUCAAGCUGGCGAUGCAGCUGGUGUUGGCCUUUUGAAGUGGAGGAUGCAAAGCAACGAUGAGUCCCUGGUGCCAUUGACUAUCAACUGCUGGCCUUCUGUUUCGGGAAAUGAAACUUAUGUUAGCAUUGAGUAUGAAGCUUCAUCAAUGUUUGACCUGCGAAAUGUUGUGAUCUCAGUACCUCUUCCAGCUCUUCGAGAAGCCCCGAAUGUUAGGCAGAUUGAUGGGGAAUGGAGGUAUGACUCUAGGAAUUCCUUCUUGGAGUGGUCUAUCCUCCUUAUUGACAAUUCAAACCGAAGUGGGUCUCUGGAGUUUGUUGUUCCACCAGCAGAUGCAUCUGUUUUCUUUCCAAUUUCAGUCCGAUUCUCAGCAACUGAAACAUAUAGUGACCUGAAGGUUGUCAACAUCAUACCGCAAAGGGGUGGCAAUCCUCCCAAAUACUCCCAGAGAAUUCAAUUGGUCACGGAAAACUAUCAAGUGGUGUAGUUGAUUAUUCCUUGGAUUCUGAGCUUCUUUUACUUAUGGAUGUCAUCAAGCGGAUCUUUUGCCAAUAGGUUUUUCUUUUCCUAGUUUCAUCUCUUGUUAUACCCAUGAAAUUAUACUUGCACCUUGGUUUUGCUUCGCAAGGCAGGGAAGUAUGUUUUGUUUUUCCUUACAUUAAUGCAAACCUUGAGUGUAUUUACGCCAUAGCUUGAUUUCUCGAACAAGAUUUGUAAAAGGAUAUUGAGUAACAUUGCAUAUAAUCUCUUGAUUGUAAAGAAAAAUUGUAGCCCUUCUAACGGUUGAAA
Molecule: messenger RNA, 2008 nt
Organism: Prosopis cineraria
Lineage: Eukaryota; Viridiplantae; Streptophyta; Magnoliopsida; Fabales; Fabaceae
Product: coatomer subunit delta-like
Exons: 12
Coding region: 114-1706 (530 amino acids)
Biological process (GO): Golgi localization; retrograde vesicle-mediated transport, Golgi to endoplasmic reticulum; endoplasmic reticulum to Golgi vesicle-mediated transport
Cellular component (GO): COPI vesicle coat; cytosol
Source: RefSeq, a predicted model, not a curated record